AUGCGGUUCGAGCGGGUGACGAUGGGUGUCGCCUGCAGCCCGUUCUUAAUGAACGCCACCAUCAGGUAUCACCUGUCGCUGUACCCAGAGAGUCCGGUCGUCACCGAACUGAAAGAGUCGCUGUAUGUUGAUGACCUGCUGUCAGGCUCGGAUACAGAACAGGGUGCUGUGGAGAUGUUCCAGGAGGCUCAUGAGAUUAUGAGAGCGGCUGGGAUGGAGUUGUCCAAGUGCAACAGCAACUCAUCUGUGCUGGCCGAAAAGUGUCAAAAGGGACAUGUGACUACAGAAAGUGUGAUGAAGGUUCUUGGGGUGACCUGGUGUAAGGAGGAGGAUGUUUUCUCUUUCACAGGAGACGAGCUGCCUGCUGGCAUAGUGCCAACGAAGCGUGUGGUCCUCAGCAUGAUGGCGCGGAUCUUCGAUCCAGUAGGAUUUUUGACGCCAUUUAGUGUGGUCGCUAAAUGCCUGUUUCAGGAGCUGUGGGAGCUCCAGCUGGAGUGGGACGAUGAGCUGCCGCCUGACUAUGCAGAGGUGUUCACCAGGUGGUUGGACGGUUGUCGGAUUUUGAAGAACAUGAAGGUCCCACGAUGUUUCACAGUGCACUCUGUUUCAGACUGGUCAGCUGCACCGUCUCUCGAGCUGUGUGUAUUUGCUGAUGCAUCCCCAAAGGCGUAUGGUGCAUGUGUGUACAUCCGUAUCAAACAGCCUGAUGACUCGUACAGCGUCUCCUUCGUCAUGUCGAAGGGGAGGGUGGCCCCCCUGCGUCAGCGGCUCACGAUGCCGCGCUUGGAGCUCUCGGCCUGUGUGCUGGCGGCUCAACUGGUGCAGUUUGUUCGUACGGCACUGCACUUGCCUGCUGACACACCGUACAGGUGCUGGAGUGACUCCAUGAUUGCUCUGGGAUGGCUACGUGGUAACCCGAGCAGGUGGAAGCAGUUUGUGUCCAACCGGGUCAGCGAGAUCCAACGGCUUACUGACACAAAGAACUGGUUGCACUGCAGGUCAGCCGAAAAUCCGGCGGAUCUCAUGACACGCGGCCUGUUAGCAGAGGAUCUGGUGGCAUCCCCUGUGUGGAUCAGCGGACCCGACUGGUUGAGGGAGGCUGAUGGUGAUCCGAGCGUGACGCGAGAGCCGGAGGUUGGUCUGGAUAUGACCGAGAGCACUUCUGUCCCGCAGAGACCAGACGCAGAGCCGGGUUCGACUCCGGACCAGGGACAGGACCUUGACACUGAUGGUCAGCAAGAGGCUGAUUCUCUGGAUUCCCUACCAGAGUCAAUUGUUUGUGACAAUGUUGGUGUUUUCACGGCGGCGAGUGUAGCGGCGGGUAACACAUCCGAUUUUCUGCAGGUGGAGCGCUACAGUACGCUCAGCCGAGCAACCCGUGUCAUGGGCUGGAUCUUGAGAUUUGUUCACAACGUGAGACAAAGAUCGCAGCGCCGUCAGGGAGAUCUCUCAGCCGAGGAGUUCUCGACGGCUCGCGUGGAGCUGUUACGCUUGGUGCAGGCUGACAGUUACCCUGAAGAACUGAAACUGCUCAGGCAGGGCAGUCCGGUGCACCGAAGUUCCCAGAUUUACAGACUGACGCCGUUUCUCGGCUAUGACGGGCUGCUACGUGUGCGCGGCCGUUUGCAGUUGUCAGAGUUUUCCUACGAGGAAAAGCACCCGGUGAUUUUGCCAAAAGGUCACCUGGCCGUCCUGAUUGUUCGUGAGCAGCACCUGUGUAUGAAGCAUGCUGGUGUGUCAACUCUGAUAACUGCAGUGAGAUCAGAGUUCUGGAUCGUGGGUCUGCGCACCAUCGCACGACGGGUCGUGGGUACCUCCAGCAACCCGUGCAGUCAGGUGUAUGGCGGGUCGAGACCGUUCUCAGAGCCAGAAACAGACGCCGUCAAACAGUUUCUGCUCGCUCACACCGACUAG
Messenger RNA from Amphibalanus amphitrite, 1914 nucleotides. RefSeq lists its product as uncharacterized. Bases 1 to 1914 code for a protein of 637 amino acids. The record is from RefSeq and is a predicted model, not a curated record. Gene Ontology annotation, molecular function: metallocarboxypeptidase activity; zinc ion binding. The transcript has 2 exons. Gene Ontology annotation, biological process: proteolysis. Lineage: Eukaryota; Metazoa; Arthropoda; Thecostraca; Balanomorpha; Balanidae.